AUGUCAACCGAAAGCAGUGCAGACAAUGCUGUGCUCAAGGGGAUCUUGGAGGAACUAAAGGCAAUGCGCCUGGAGAACUCUCAACUAGCAUCUGCGAUUGAUAAGAUCAAUGGCCGCGUGAACGUGCUGGCUGGUGUCAAGCAGGUGAAGGACGAGGCAGCUUCUGAAGCUGCGAACGGCACUUUGAGCAAGGAGAAGGCAAAGGAGGCCGACUCAGCGCAAACCGUAGAAGCUGUUAGCCAGCUGUAUAAGCCAACGUCUCUCAAUGCUGAAGCACCCCCUCGUCGAGUAAGUGUUUCAAAGACCUCAAAGAUCAUUUUGACUUCGUACCCUGGUCAAUCUGGUGUCGACCCAUUGCCUAUGGAGUGGGGUGCCAAAGACCCUGCUGUUCGCGGUCCAGUCGUUGUUUCGAGGCACAACAACACCAUUCGCCGGCGUAACGCCAUCGGAGCUCAUGGAGGUUCAUACUCGAUCUACAAUGCGCUUGCUGUAGCCAGCAAGAACCUCGACAUCACACACAAGCCAGACUUCACAAACACCGAGCCAGCUGCCAACAUCGGUCCCUUCCCACAAUGGAACGACAAGAGGAAGAUCGUCGCAAUGGAUCCAUACGGUCAUCUUGCGCCGUGGUUGUACAAGGAGACCAUGGAUAAGGAGGAUGUCGAGAUCAGGCCUACCAUUGCUAUCACUCGAGCGCACAUGAAGUUGCCGGAGAUGGAAGAAAGUGUAAAGAAGGGCCGACUCGUACCUGAUGGCAAGAUCUGUAUUAACGAGACUGGUGAAGUCGCAGUGACUAAAGUGGCUGUUGAGCCUGUGUGGUACCUGCCUGGUGUCGCCGAGCGUUUCGGUAUUGGUGCGUAUACUCCACAAUGCUAUUUUCGAACUUAUCGUACUGAUAACACCGCAGAUGAGGGCACACUCAGGCGAACACUGUUCGAAGAGACGGGUGGCUCAUACCCCGAACUGAUCACACGUCACGAUAUUAAGCUCUUCCUCCCUCCCAUUGGCGGUCUCACUGUCUACAUCUUCGGCGAUCCAGCAAAGAUGUCAGACCCGAACGUCCGUCUUGCACUCCGUGUCCACGACGAAUGUAACGGCAGUGAUGUCUUCGGGUCUGACAUCUGCACAUGCCGUCCAUACCUCACCUUCGGAAUUGAAGAAGCAGUGAAGGAGGCUCAGCAAGGUGGUAGUGGUGUUGUCAUCUACUUCCGCAAAGAAGGCCGUGCGCUUGGUGAGGUCACUAAGUACCUUGUAUACAAUGCACGAAAACGCGGAGAAGACAGGGCAAGCGAGUACUUCAAGCGAACAGAGAACAUUGCUGGAGUCAAGGAUAUGCGUUUCCAGGCGCUCAUGCCUGAUAUCCUCCAUUGGCUCGGUAUCACUAAGAUUGACAGGAUGUUGUCGAUGUCUAACAUGAAGCACGAUGCCAUCGUCGACCAAGGCAUCCCCAUCCACGAGCGCGUUCCCAUCCCUGACGAGAUGAUCCCAGCGGACAGCCGCGUCGAGAUCGAUGCCAAGAUCCAGGCUGGUUACUUUACUACGGGUACUGUCAUGUCCAUGGAAGAACUGGCAAAUGUCAAGGGUCGCGGCUGGGAAGACAUCGAUGUACGUAUACUUCUCGGCAACCCCAAAGGUCUGGACAAGCUGACUGUGACUGUAGCACUGAGCGAGCCCUGCGAUUUGGUAAGUAAGAUGCAAGCUAUGGAAGACGCAUCAUCUGAUCGCUCUGCACCACAGAGAGGCCCCGCAAUCUACUCUGAUGUACUGCAGUGGGCACAGCUAUCCGAUCAGCCUGCUGAGAGUGAUCCGUACGGCCCGGCCACCCUUCCAUCAGAUGUCUGGUACUUUGACUGCUACGAUACCAAUAUUUGCUACACACAGUCGGUCCUCCCAACCUGCGCAUCGUGCAGGAGUACACCUAGCACAUCAACGCGCCUUACCCGCGACACCCAUAUCGCCAUGUGCAUGUGCAGGCGCCACAUGACUUCUCGUACUGCCAGCAAAGCACACAAUGCCAUAGAAACGGAGUCACAGAUGGAGGGGUAUUCCCGACGUCGGCAACAACCUGCGAACGUGCUCGCGGCCCGCUCCGACAUGAAGCCCGCUUGGAUUGGGCUCUGA
This is a messenger RNA of Macroventuria anomochaeta, 2121 nucleotides long. RefSeq lists its product as uncharacterized. Gene Ontology annotation, molecular function: GTP cyclohydrolase II activity. Bases 1 to 2121 code for a protein of 706 amino acids. Gene Ontology annotation, biological process: riboflavin biosynthetic process. The record is from RefSeq and is a predicted model, not a curated record. The transcript has 6 exons. NCBI's taxonomy places the organism in Eukaryota, Fungi, Ascomycota, Dothideomycetes, Pleosporales, Didymellaceae.